Molecule: messenger RNA, 6236 nt
Organism: Epinephelus moara (kelp grouper)
Lineage: Eukaryota; Metazoa; Chordata; Actinopteri; Perciformes; Serranidae
Gene: adra2b
Product: adrenoceptor alpha 2B
Exons: 2
Coding region: 890-2467 (525 amino acids)
Biological process (GO): adenylate cyclase-activating adrenergic receptor signaling pathway
Cellular component (GO): membrane
Molecular function (GO): G protein-coupled receptor activity
Source: RefSeq, a predicted model, not a curated record
GGUCCUGUUCAGUAGUGAAGAUGCUGCUGCGCCUCUGUGAGGAAGCCUGUGAUGUGCGCCAGCGGAGCGACUGUACCUUGGCAUCCCGGUGAACUUCUGAGGAGACAGAAGGAGCGAGAAACAGCUCCAGAGACUCACAGACUGAACCUGCUCUGCGGGGAUCGUUUCACCACUGAAGAAACUACGCGGCUACGCACUUUGACUUCAUAUCUGCCUUCAUGCGCAGAGCUGGAGAGCUUGAGGUUAACUUUGUUUGAUUGGAAACGCUGCCAUCAGUCAGGCUGUCCUUCACGGGGAAGCAUUAGUAUCUUUUCAUCUGUAAAUCACUGUAAAUAUCUCAUUGUAACUUUAUUUCACUUUGUCUAAACCAUUCUGUGCUCGCUGUUCAGAUGAGACUGUCAGUCAUACGCGCGUCUCCAAACGAGGACGCACCGAGAACGCACAAGGGUCGAGAUUAUUUGCUCGCCUCUGAGCUCUUAAACACAAUGUCGCUUCGCUGCAAAUGACACCAAAUUAUAUAAUCAUGAAUUAAAUAUCCCCACCUUCAAAGCAGUAAUUUAUCCACUGAGGAAAAAAAGGACCAAACUCCGUGCGCUAAGGAAGUUUUAAGUUUUUCGGGCUGUAAUGUAAAUCCGCAGAGGCUGGUGCACAGCAGUCAGCGUCACGAAAAUUUACUCGUGUUCUGUUUCGGAAAGAAAUCUUAUCUACAAAGUGGCAAAUAUUCUUAAUUGAAAGGCAGUGAUCUGUGUCUUGACGCAUUGCCCAGGACUGUUUUGUAUGCUUAAAAUGGACUUGGAAGAGCUGCCGUGGAGGAUGCAAGGGAGCUAUCGUUUGGAAACAACACAGGGACAAAGCCAGAGCGUCUGAGUCCUGGAAAGCUAAUCCCAGUAUGGCCUCGGUUCUGGAGAACGGCUGCUCCAUGGAGCUGAACGGCUGGAACAGCAGUGUGAGCAGCGCCGGAGCCUCGGUGCCCUGUAACCAGAGCAUCCUGAAGCUCGCCCCUUACUCCCCUGAAGCCACGGCGGCCUUCGCCACCGCCAUAACCUUGAUGGUCCUCUUCACCAUCGUGGGCAACAUCAUGGUCAUCAUCGCUGUCCUGACCAGCCGCUCCCUCCGAGGACCGCAGAAUCUCUUCUUAGUGUCACUGGCUGCUGCAGACAUCUUAGUGGCCACACUCAUCAUCCCCUUCUCUCUGGCCAAUGAACUGCUCGGCUACUGGUUCUUUAAGUCUCUGUGGUGUGAGAUCUACCUGGCGCUGGAUGUGUUGUUCUGCACCUCCUCAAUUGUGCACCUGUGCGCCAUCUCACUGGACCGCUACCUGUCCAUUUCCAGGGUGACCUACGGGCGUCAGCGGACUCCCCAACGCAUCAAAGCCGCUAUUGUGGUGGUGUGGCUCAUCUCUGCCAUCAUCUCCUUCCCUCCUCUGCUCUCACUCAACAAAAGCGAGGGAGGCAAUGCGGGGACUGACAGAGGACCUCAGUGCCAGCUGAAUGAUGAGCGCUGGUACAUCCUUUACUCCACCAUCGGCUCAUUCUUUGCCCCCUGCCUCAUCAUGAUCCUGGUCUACAUCAGAAUCUACCAAAUUGCCAAACAAAGAACACGAUGCCCACCAGGAGAGCCCAGGAAGGAUGGGGUCGGUUGUGCUACACCCAGUCAGCCUCCACGACAUGUGCAAGCCAACGGGAGGGAUGAUGAAGAAAGCACACCCCCUUCAUCAACCAAAGCCUCCAAUACCAGACCCCCCACCCUCGCCAUCACUCCCUCUCCCACCUUGGGAGACACUCAAACCACCCAGAACACCACCACCAAUAAUCUCCUGCAACCUCCAUCUCCUUCUCUAGCCAUGACCCCUGUCACAGCCUCCCUUGAUACCUCCCCUCAUGGCCCCACAACUCCGCCCUCUGUGCCUCAGUCUGCCCCUGCCAAGACUAAAGAGAAGGGGAAGAAAGGCAAGCGGCAGGGAGGGAAAAAGGCUGAUAAUAACAAUGGUGACAGCUCGAGCACAGAGAGUGACAUGGAGCACAGCCAUGGAGGAGGCCGAGGCAGCACCAGCAUGCCCGGGUCACCUGCAGGGGUCCACUCCCCGGCCUCAGUCAAGCGCUACCGGGACAUGAUCGCGACCUCAAAGGGGGCUCGGCUGGUGCCAGGGAGGAAGUCGAAACCAGAGAGCACCCCUGGAGCAGCCAGGCGCAAAGCAAUGGUCAACAGAGAGAAGCGCUUCACCUUCGUCCUGGCGGUGGUCAUCGGUGUCUUUGUGGUGUGCUGGUUCCCCUUCUUCUUCUCCUAUUCUCUGCAGGCAGUGUGCCCGGAGACAUGCGCCAUCCCUGACCCUCUCUUUAAGUUUUUCUUCUGGAUCGGUUACUGCAACUCCUCACUCAACCCAGUCAUAUACACCAUCUUCAACAAAGACUUCAGAAAGGCCUUCAAAAAGAUACUGUGCAGAGGCACCAAGGGUACUUUCUUCUAGCAUACAAACCCACUGUACAGGACAUGGACAUUUAAAGAAAUGCAAUCAUUUCCAUUUGUCAUAACACUCAAAGGGCUGUUUUAAAAAAUAUGUUGAACUGUGGAAAUUCCAGCAUAACAUUCAGAACUGAGAGCCACUCUUUUACAGCCACAGUGUGCGCAAACAUGAAACUUGGACUGUGAAAUCUAGUGUGCAGCAGAAACACAUUUUUACAGGGUGUGGGAUGAAAACAGGACAUGGAUCAGAGACAGCACCAGACACUUCACUGCUUAGCACUCCAGUAUAGCAGAUAAGAUUUUGAUUGCAAAGUUUUAUCUGCAGAUCACAUUGAAUAAUGGAUAAUGCUGGGAUACAGAGGGGUGCAGAACCAUGGAAGAAAUGUACACAUAAAACUUAAGGUCUUGAGGAAAGCAGGAAAACAGUUGAGAACGAAUUCCUGGCUAAAAAUACAGACAGUUUAAUGUAUUAUAUAUGAGGUUUUGUAGUUAUUUAAGACUCCAGGACUAAUGGGGAAAGAAAACAAGUAUAAAGAAGGAAAAGUGACCUUAGAUUUCUAUGAGCCUAGGGCCAUUUAUUUAUCAAUACAGAGCACAAGGAGCACACAAGGUUAGUGGUGAUUUCUUACGUCUGCAGUCUUAAUUCACCCGGCUGCAGGGCAAACAUGUGUUCCCAGAUUUUUAUCUAAAAGAGCAACAACAAGAGAAGGGUUUCUGAUGAUCUCUAAUGCGACGGCACAGACAAGGGCGCCCUUUCAAACUGAACUUGUGGGCUUUCAUGAGGAAAGUCUGCACGUCAGACACCUUGCUCCUGGCUUGGUGUGGGUCAUAAUGGACUCUCAGAUUGUUUGUAAUGACACUCUCGGCUUUUAUCUUUCAUGAAGUACAGAAAUGGCCGAAGUGUGGGGAUUUUUGACUUGAGUGAAAACCACAUGUGUGAUAUGAGGAUGUGAAAGUAAGACAGUGUGACCCCCCCUCCUCAUCCUCUUAGCUUGUUGUUUCUUGCUUUUUAAUUUAACCUAGGCGAUCACAUCACCGGACUGGACUGAGCCAUCCUUCUGAUUAACUAAAUAUUUGGACAUUUAAGAAACAAUCACACCAGUUUUUAGCUGCUUCAGAUGUUUUUCUGAGUAUCUAACGGGAGGUGCAUCUGCUGAAGACUGACAAAGAAAAAAAAAAUCCUAUUAUUCAACAUUGUUUUCCAGACACCUGAUUAAGCAGGUAGACAUUUACAUUGACUGUAAAGGACAGAUGAACAAUGCAAUUAUGGAUGUGUAAUGUUACCCCUAAUUACGCCUACAUGGGUUAUUCUGAGAGCCAUUUGGCUGAGUCACUCCUUCCCUCUGGCACAUCAUCGCCUGCAGUGGACCUCUACAUGGCACAUUUGGUUUAUAGCUGAGAGGCGAGAGGAUGAAUGGUACAUUUAUUUUUCUCACCAUGAGACUGAGGCUCUGUCAGCUUCCUUGACAAAAAAAAGAAAAGAAAAUGUGUCUGUGACUGUGAACAGCACACAGGCUUAUUGACUCAAUGGGACAAGGGCUGUCAGCAGCAACUCUUCAAUUUACUAAUUGUCUAAUACUGCUGACCUGUAUGAGUGUGUGUGUGUGUGUGUGUGUGUGCGCGCGCGUGUGCGUGUGUGUGUGUUGACUUGUUUUUCUGUAGAGAGUGUCAGUGCCUCCUCUGGCUGCUAUGUACUACAGAUCUACUGUAAUAUUGAUAAGAACAGAGACCAGAUUUCCUGGUGCAGGCAUCGUUUUGUGAAUGUUUUUACUUGAUGGACAGAUCAGUGGUAUAUCGCUACAUUGAGAAAGUCUUACUGAACUUAAAGUCAGUGUUUAUCAGUGAUAUUGAGUACAUGGCUUUUUAGUGAUCACCAUGGAAGGAUUACUGAAUGGGGCCUACUGUGCACAGAGCUAGGCGCCAAAAGUGUGCACCUGGGCCUUCACCUGCUAAAUGUUGCUCAAAUUAAAAAGUACAGAGCAGGAACAGACUCAAAAUUACCACAAAGAGAUGCAAAGUAGAAGCAAAGAGACUCCAAAAUAACUUCAAAAGCAGCCAAAACAACCAUGAAGAGACACAAAACAACCUCAAGAAGACACAAAUGACUGUCAAGACACAGAUCAUGACCACAAAGAGACAAAAAAUGACAACAAGGAGACACAAAUGACUAUCAAGACACAGAAACUGACCAAAAACGACAUAAAAUGACCACAAAGAGAAACAACAAGACCACAAGAAAACACAAAAUGACUACAAAGAGACAUAAAAUGACCAACAGGGACAAAAAAUGACCACAAAGAGGCACAAAAUGACCAAAAGAAGACACAAAAUGACUAUCAAGAUACAGAAAACAACCCAAAAUGACCACAAGGAGACACAAAACGACCAAAAAAAGACACAAAAUUACCACAAGACGACACAAAGUGACUAUCAAGACACAGAAAAUGACCAACAAUAGACACAAAAAGACCAAAAAAGAGAGACAUAAUGACCACAAGGAGACACAAAGUGACCAAAAGACACAAAAAUGACCACAAAGAGACACAAAGUGACUACAAGGAGACACAAAGUGACCAAAAGAGACCCAAAACUACAACAAGAUGCAUAACGACUACAAAGAGAUGCAAAACCAUCACAAAGUCUGUACGUCUUGCUCCUGUGUAGGAGAGGUGGAGGGGCCUUUUGCGUAUCUGAGCCCAGGGGCCCACUGUCUCAUAAUCCACCGAUGGUGAUCACCCUCAAGGGACCAAAGAGCCUUUCAGGACACCAGCCUGACUCAGUGAUAUCUGGCUCUGUGUUGCUUAAACAAAGUAUUUCUUUAUAUUUGGUGUAUGUGACAGGAGGCAAAGAUUGAAAACACUGUAUUAUUUAUUUCAAACUAUUUUGUGUUUUCUGUCUGUUACCUAUUUAUUGUUCAGUUACUGUGCUUUUGCUCUGAAAGUCGAGCAAAGUGGAAGUGAUAUCAAAGAGUGAGAACACUGUACAGAUUUUUAAUAUCUUCGACAAGAGCAAAAUCGACUCUUGCUUCAUGGAGGUUGAGCUACAUUUGAGCUUGGGGGGACGUAUUUGUGUUGAAAUGAUGGAACGUUGCGCACAAUGCAGAGCCUACAAUGCAACGUUUGUCAUUGUUUCUUCUAGUUAUCGCAAUGUUCGAUCAGAGAUACAAGCACACGAUCAAGCGUACCGCAGGAAAAUCUCUCUACGGCACUGUUGUCAAACUUUUUCCUGAAAUAAGUAAUCGAACAUGAAAAUGUCAAUAGCACCCAUAGCCAGUUUCAGCUGGAUGAUCUGAAGGCUUUCUGCGGGACAUUAAGGCUACAAUCCAUACCACACAGUGCUGCUUGGCAAUUCCAAUAACUGAUAAAGCAAAAUGGGUGAGAGUAAGAGCUGCGAGCACUUACACAACUGCUCCCUGCCCUCAUCUGAAAUGGUUAUUUUCUCUCCAGAAAUAAACAGCUAUAGCAACGCAAUUAUAACAAAAAAUAGCCACAGAGGCCAUGAAUCCAUGGUCGUUUCCGAUAUGAGUUGCAACGCCGCUCAAACCCUCCCCAACCAUGGCUUUAUGUGGUGAGACUGCAGCUUUGUUUAUUUUAUAAAAAGUAUGAAUUUUGGCUUCAAGGUGCCAGAUGCAGUAAUCUGCCUCUUGAUCACCGUCUUCUCCCCUGAAACCGCCUGUAUUGUCUCUUCUCCUACUGUGUUUGGACCAAACUGCAUGGUCUAAGCUUUACAAUCCUCUAUCCCCCAUCUGUCAUCAUCCUUCUCCAGUUUGGAAA